UUUCGGUGCUCCGUUCAAACCUGGCCCCUCCUUCGUUUCAAAUUUAACGUAGUGUGAAUGUUUGCAAGCAGCAUGGCUUCUUCGGCUAAAAGACGAGCAGUUGGAGUGGGUGAAAAUCCAGAGGAAUGUGAGGAUAAGAGCUCGGACGAGGGCUUGGAAGACGACGAUGAAUCAGGAGAAGAAGACAGUGAAGCCUCAGACGAAGAGAUCAAUGAAGAGGUAAUCGUGGACUUCGAGGCGCAUACAAUCUCAGAUAAUGAUUUCAAUGGUGUUAAAAAGCUAUUGCAACAGCUGUUUCUAAAGGCUCAUGUAAACACGUCAGAGAUGACGGACAUCCUUAUCCAACAGAACCACGUCGGAAGCGUCAUUAGGCAAGCAGAGGUACCAGAAGACAGUGACAACGAGGGGGAUCUUGAUGAAGUUUUCGGAUUCAUCAGUAUGCUUAAUCUCACAGAGAGAAAGGGGGUCCAGUGUGUUGAGGAUGUGAAGGAGCUGGUUCUGGCCCAAUGUGAGAAGAGCUGCCCACACAGCAUGACGGAGCAGCUGGAAAAGGUGCUCAACGACACUAGUAAGCCUGUGGGUUUGCUGCUGAGCGAACGCUUCCUCAAUGUCCCCCCACAGAUUGCAUUACCCCUGCACAAACAGCUCCAGGAGGAGAUGGCAGAGGCCCAGAGGACCAAUAAGCCCAGUGGGAGGUGUCACUUCUGUCUGAUGAUCAGCAAGACCUGCAAGGAGGCAAACAAAACCAUCCCAGCCAGAGGCCAAGCCCCAAAAGAGGAACUGAUGUUUGCCAAUGCGGAGGAGGAGUUCUUCUAUGAGCAAGCCACCAUUAAGUUCAACUACUCUGUCCAGGAGGAGACUGAUUCUUGCCUCACUGGGAGGUGGUCCUUCAACGACGUCCCCAUGAAGCCCUACCGUACCGUGAUGUUGAUUCCAGCCGACAAGAUGCCCACAAUCAUGGAAAAGCUCAAAGAGUACCUCACUUUGUGAAAUAAACUCUUGAAAACAUAAGAUGGACACCCUCACUCAUACUACAACUGGAUAAUUUUGGAAGGUAUACGGAAAGGAGGACUAUAUAUGCAUCAAAAUGUAUUUACAAACUGUUAUUGUGUGUAAAAUAACCUGAUGCAUUGAAUACAUCAUAUGUACACCACUGUAAUGGUCUCUUAAGGUAUAUACACCAUUUGGUAGUUCCUAGAAUUUUCCUGACCUGUUAAUGAAAGAAAUCCCCUGAAGAACAUGCUACAAUGCAGAAGUGUAUUUACAGGAAAAUCAACAUCAAGUAUUGUACAAACGGUUCCUUACAUAUAACUUCUGCACAGAGAAUUUUGUAUACAAUACAAGGUUUUGCAUAAUAAAUAAUACGAUUUCAAAUAAUAUUUCUAAA
Hypomesus transpacificus is the source of this 1387-nucleotide messenger RNA. RefSeq names its product BRCA2 and CDKN1A interacting protein. Bases 58 to 990 code for a protein of 310 amino acids. Lineage: Eukaryota; Metazoa; Chordata; Actinopteri; Osmeriformes; Osmeridae. Gene Ontology annotation, cellular component: nucleus. The record is from RefSeq and is a predicted model, not a curated record. The transcript has 7 exons.